AUGGUAGAGUUGUCCCCCACGGGGAAGGAGGUCGUUGCUGGGCUCAGUGCCGGUGCAGUGACGUCUCUCGCGGUGCACCCGUUGGAUCUCGUCAAGUUGAGGGUACAGUUGAGGGCAACGAAGGGUGCCCGUGCUGGGGAGUACUGGGCUGUUCUGAGGGGGAUCCUCGGUGGUGAGGGGGCUCUCAAGUUCAGACAGUUGUACAGGGGGCUCCCGAUCAACUUGUUGGGGAACUCUGUAGCGUGGGCGCUGUAUUUCGGGAUAUACGGGUCUCUGAGGGACGUGGUUGCUCCUAUGGUGAAGUCACCCUCGUGGGCGUACCUCAUGGCAGGUGGGAUCAGUGGUGUGGCGACCUCCGUGCUGACUAACCCAAUAUGGGUCGUCAAAACACGGAUCAUGGCCGUCGAUCGCGUCCCGGGUGCUCCAGCGAGCGAUAGGUCGAUGGGCCCCGCGUUCCUGAGAUUAUUGCGGGAGGAAGGCGUGCCUGGGUUGUACCGUGGGAUGCUCCCAGCAGUGCUAGGUGUGGGGCACGGAGCAGUGUACUUCCUUUUCUACGAUACACUCAGGGAACGUAUCCUAAGGGACCGUGAAAGUAAGAAGCUUCGGAACUCGGAGACCGUGCUCAUGACAGCGGUCAGCAAGAUGGUAGCGGUCACGGCAGUGUACCCGCUGCAAUUGUUCAAGGCAAACCAACAGUCCCGUGCAGCAGUGGAGGGGGAUUACUCAUUGCGCUCCCUCGUCAGGAAAGUCGUGGGCAACAGGGGGGUCCGCGGGUUGUACACUGGUCUACUGGCAAACUUGGUCAAGGCAGUGCCAUCCACUUGCAUCACUUUCUGUGUCUACGAGAACCUCAAGUACUCUCUGUAA
Messenger RNA from Huiozyma naganishii CBS 8797, 867 nucleotides. It is a transcript of the gene FLX1, whose product is annotated as flavin adenine dinucleotide transporter FLX1. The coding region runs from base 1 to 867 and encodes 288 amino acids. Gene Ontology annotation, molecular function: FAD transmembrane transporter activity; folic acid transmembrane transporter activity. Lineage: Eukaryota; Fungi; Ascomycota; Saccharomycetes; Saccharomycetales; Saccharomycetaceae. Gene Ontology annotation, biological process: nucleotide transport; folate import into mitochondrion. Gene Ontology annotation, cellular component: mitochondrion. The record is from RefSeq and is a predicted model, not a curated record. The transcript has a single exon.